AUGGAGGACCCUGAGAAGAAGAGCGACGACAAACCCCGGAAAGUACGAUUUAAAAUCUCCUCCUCCUACAGCGGUCGAGUGUUGAAGCAGGUCUUUGAGGACGGGCAGGAAUUAGAGUCACCAAAGGAGGAAUAUCCUCACAGUUUUCUCCAGGAGUCCCUUGAACCCAUGGAUGGUGUGUACGGGUCUGGGGAAGCCCCCAAGCCCCAGAUAUACUCCCCUAAGCUGACUGCUCAGAGGAUCAGUGUGUUUAGAGAGGGCAGCGCCUACACUUUGGCGAGCAGCCAGCCUCUGUUCAACGAUUACAAGGCGAAUGACCAUAAGCCCCCACCUAUUAUCGAUUUUGGAAAAAUAAUCAUCUACACAAACAACCUGAAAAUCAUCCGAACCCCCAUGGACAGGAGAGACUUCAUGAGAAAGAUGCUGCAGAAGGAGGAGGAGGCUGAAGAGGAGUCCCUGAUGGGGAAAGAGGAGAGCUACGGAGACAGGGAGCAGAACCAUGGGCCUCUGCCGGAGAUGGAGAGCACGUGCCGUAACCAAUAUGCACAGGAAGGGGAGCUGCCUGAGGACAACUGUCUUCACUGCCGAGGGUCGGGCAGUGCCACCUGCUCUCUGUGCCACGGCAGCAAGUUCUCAAUGCUGGCCAACAGAUUCAAGGAGUCCUACCGGGCGCUGAGGUGCCCCGCCUGCAAUGAGAAUGGCCUACAGCCUUGCCAGAUUUGCAAUCAAUAG
This is a messenger RNA of Ochotona curzoniae (black-lipped pika), 732 nucleotides long. RefSeq names its product glutaredoxin and cysteine rich domain containing 2 (gene GRXCR2). The transcript has 3 exons. Lineage: Eukaryota; Metazoa; Chordata; Mammalia; Lagomorpha; Ochotonidae. Gene Ontology annotation, biological process: sensory perception of sound. Gene Ontology annotation, cellular component: stereocilium base; microvillus; stereocilium shaft. Bases 1 to 732 code for a protein of 243 amino acids. The record is from RefSeq and is a predicted model, not a curated record.